This is a messenger RNA of Rangifer tarandus platyrhynchus (Svalbard reindeer), 828 nucleotides long. The record is from the annotation of a GenBank genome assembly. NCBI's taxonomy places the organism in Eukaryota, Metazoa, Chordata, Mammalia, Artiodactyla, Cervidae.
AUGUUGCUGCUCAGACUGACCCUUAGCCUGGUCCUCCUUGGCUCCUCCUGGGGCUGUGGCGUUCCUGCCAUUAAACCAGUGCUGCACUUCAGCCAGAGGACUGUCAAUGGGAAGAACACAGUGCCGGGCUCCUGGCCCUGGGAGGUGUCCCUGCAGGACAGCAAAGGCUUCUGCUUCUGCAAUGGGUCCCUCAUCGGCCAGUCCUGGGUGGUCACGGCUGCCCACUGCAAUGCUGUGGGCUGUGGCGGUGAGGAACUUACAGGAUGCCCUGGCCUAACCCCUGGCACCCAUCACCCUGGAGACCUGUGCCCACGCCCAUCCUACACGGCCCCUUCCUGGCUCCACAGGCACCCUUCCUGGAAUCCCACCACCAUGAACAAUGAUCUCACAUUACUGACACUCGGCUCCCCAGCCCAGUACACAAUGUGCAUCUCACCAGUUUGCCUGGCUUCCUCAAAUGAGGCACUGCCUGAAGGCCUCACAUGGCCGGCUGGGUGCCUCAGUGGUGUGGGCAGUGUGACUCAGGCACACCUGCGGUGGCUAGUUCUGCCCCUGGUCACCGUGAGAUGGUGCCAGCAGUACUGGGUCUCAUGCAUCACCAGCUCCAUGAUCGGUGCAGGGGCCUCCUUGUGCCAGGGUGAUUCUGGAGGCCUCUUGUCUGCCAGAAGGGGAACACAUGGGUGCUCACUGAUACUGUCUCCUGGAGCACCAGUGACUGCAGUGUGCCCACGCCUGCCACGUACACUCAGGUCAGCAGGUUCAGUACCUCAGUCAAUCAGGUCAGAGCCUACAACUGAGCCCACCACAGGCUCCGCUGGGGUCCAAUAA